Aspergillus puulaauensis is the source of this 1434-nucleotide messenger RNA. Its product is annotated as MCT family MFS transporter. Bases 1 to 1434 code for a protein of 477 amino acids. Gene Ontology annotation, biological process: transmembrane transport. The record is from RefSeq and is a predicted model, not a curated record. Gene Ontology annotation, cellular component: fungal-type vacuole membrane. The transcript has 4 exons. Gene Ontology annotation, molecular function: transmembrane transporter activity. NCBI's taxonomy places the organism in Eukaryota, Fungi, Ascomycota, Eurotiomycetes, Eurotiales, Aspergillaceae.
AUGCAUAACCUGUCUAGCAGCGAUGCAGUGACUGUGGACGAUUCGUCUAAUACGCCUGAUAAUACUUCACCUACCGGCAGUGAUAUUGGGUUACACUCACAUAAUGCUGCACCGGACGAACGACGACACUCGCGCAUAGAGCCAGCAGCAACUCCGAAUAGCGUAGCAGAAUGUGACGAAGAAAAGCCUGCAGUCAGAACUCGAUCUCGGGAGUCACCGAAUCCAAUUGUUCCUCCUUGUGGUGGUCCUCCAGAGGGAGGGCUUCGAGCAUGGAGCGCUGUUGUCGGUGGCUUCUGCGGCAUCGGUGUCUUCAUUGAUUACUACAAAGCUCACCAGCUCAAAAAUGUAGCCACAAGCGCCAUUACAUGGAUUACUUCGUUGGAGUAUUUCAUGAUGUUCUUUGGGGGCCCAUUCGUGGGAGUCUUAUUUGACAAUUUCGGGCCGCGAUGGCUCCUCUUAGCAGGCUCAUUCUUCCAUAUCUUCGGGUUGAUGAUGAUCUCCAUCUCGAAGGAAUACUAUCAAUUUUUCCUUGCCCAGGGUAUCUGCAGCCCCAUAGGCACAGCGGCUCUGUUCCAUUGCAGCAUAACCUCCGUAAACACCUGGUUCCGGCGCCGUCGUGCCCUCGCCCUCGGUGUCACAUUCAGUGGCUCCGGCUUUGGCGGAAUCAUAUUCCCAAUCAUGAUCACUCGCAUUAUACCAGUUCUCGGCUUUGGAUGGGCUAUCCGAAUCUGCGCAUUUACCAGUCUCUUCCUACUUGUUAUUACCAACCUCACCGUGAGCUCAAGGCUAAACCACCAGAAGAAGACGCCAUUAUGCCACCCCCUCGACUUCUUCCGCCCUCUCCGUGAGAUGCCAUUCGUCCUCACCAGCGCAGCAACCUUUUUCUUAUAUUGGGGCCUGUUCCUCCCCUUCGCCUUUAUCCCCACACAGGCCCAACGAUACGGCAUGUCGGCAUAUUUGGCGUCAUACUUAAUCGCCAUUCUAAACGCAGGAAGCGUCUUCGGCCGCAUCAUCCCACCCUGGCUAGCCGAUCACUUCGGCCGCUUCAACCUAAUGAUCCUCACAAGCAUAGUAUCCAUAAUCCUCGUGCUAGCGCUAUGGCUCCCUUCACGCACAAACAGCACCGCAAUAGUCUUUACAGUACUCUACGGAUUCAGCAGCGGGUCUGCCGUGUCACUAGCCCCUGCACUUGUGGCACAGAUAUCCGAAAUCCGAGAAAUCGGGGUGCGCAGCGGGACGUAUUUUGCCAUUGCGGCGUUUGCGGCGCUGACGGGCACACCAGUUGCCGGGGCGCUUUUGCCGGAUCCCCUAGGCGGGAGUUAUUUGGGCCUUGAGCUUUUCUGUGCGGCGACAAUGGCAGUUGGGGUUGUUUUGUAUAUUUUGGCGAGAGGGGUUGUUCCGCAUGGGGGGUGGAGGAUUGGGAUUAGGGUAUAG